Molecule: messenger RNA, 9838 nt
Organism: Cynoglossus semilaevis (tongue sole)
Lineage: Eukaryota; Metazoa; Chordata; Actinopteri; Pleuronectiformes; Cynoglossidae
Gene: gse1b
Product: Gse1 coiled-coil protein b
Exons: 18
Coding region: 393-6806 (2137 amino acids)
Source: RefSeq, a predicted model, not a curated record
UGGAUGGCGCUUCUGUUGCUGCUGCUGCUGUGUGUGUGUGUGUGAGUGUGUGUGUGUGAGUGUGUGUACAGUGGGAGCGCGUUUGGCAGCCAAAAGUUUGCCGAGCGCAGGCAGGAAAGUUCGCUACUGCAGUGAGAGCGGAGCCGUGAUUCCAAACUUCUGUUGUCACAUGGAUUUCCAGCGGAAACAUGCGCGCAGCCGACUCCAACUAACGGGGAUUCACGCAGUGUUCUGUGGAUGUUUCUGAGUGGGAGUCCGCCUCUGCCUCCAUGGACUCCGGGAUCUCUUAUCAUUGACUUGGACUGAAAAGUUUGAACUGCAUGGUUCCUGACUCUGCACGUCAGAGCAACAGCAUGGCUUCGAUGUAGCGACGCCGCUACUGGGAAAACGCAAUGCACUCCCCCCGUGAUAAGGACCUGGCUCUUUUAUCUCGGAAGCACCGACUCAUGGCUGCAGUUAUGCCCGGCGAGGAGAGCCCGUUCCCCGGCACUAUUCCCAGUCGCGAUCGGAACGGAUUGGUGGGACUCGUUCACUGUUUCAUAUGUGGGAGCGGAGUCACAGCCGGCAAGGAACUGAGGCUGCAAGUGACAUAUCACAAGGACAAGGUUCCGUUUUUCCCCUUCCUACAGAACCAGGAGCCAGCCCCGGGUGCGUGUGAAGUGAGCCCGGAUGGACACGCGCUGGUGUGCGCCGUGUGCCACUGCUUCCUGACGGAGCAAUGGAACUCCUUCGAGCGGAGCAGGACGCCCAUUGAGAAGCGCAUGUACUGGCUGAAACGGCCGUACCAGUACGACUCUCGGCGGGUCACGCAGGAGUGGAACAUUUCCUACGACCUGGAGAGGAGACUCGGUUCCGGCGGCCAGAACUACGACGGGGGCGCAGAGUCGGAUUUCUCCUCUUUCUCUGAAAACGAGAACAUGUCAGACCAGGAGCUGGACGUGGUCAGUAAAGAUAAGUGUGUGAGGGGAUCAGGGGGAUCAGCAGCAGCUGGCAAGUCGCCGAGAGAGAGUGUCAGGAAAAACAGUGUCAUCAGUGUUAAAAACAGCCCGGAUUCUCAGCGGGCCGUGCGGUACCAGGUGGGCGUUUAUGGGGCGCAGAGAUCGCCCAAAUCGGAAAGUGUUUACCCGGCGAGGCGCGGGGGGAAAAUCCAGAACAACAAUAUUUGUCAAUCUUCAGAGUCUCUGGCAAAGGGCCAGGAGAGGUUCCCUCCGCGGUGCUAUGACGCUGCUCUCCCUGAAACACCUGUACAGGACAACGGUGUGAUUAUGCGCAACAGGCGCUGGUUGGAGGAAGGGAAUGUCAGACAUGCGGAGAUUCCGCGUCAGAUUCAGCGUGUGGCCGACAGCAGCUGUGCUCCGAGCCGGCAUCUAUCACUGAUGUGCAGAGGAGCAGGAGGAGUCAACAUCAGCCAGACUGCUGCUGCUGCUGCUGCUGCUGCUGCUGCUAAGAGCUCCACAACAGUUCCCACGGACGAGCACUCUGACUCUGAGGAAGAUGAGAUCAACAUCACCAGUGACGGUGUGGAUGAUGACAGCAGAGGCCUGUACGGCCCAGCAAAGAGACAUGUCAGUGUUGAUCCCAGGUCAGAGGAGUGUGUGUGCUACAUCUGUGGCAGUGGUCUCAGACACCAUGAGUGUUUCACAGUCAGCGUCCAGAAACAGGAGAAGGCACAAGGUGAGCCCUUCUUCCCCUUCCUGUGGCUCCACAGCCCACCUCGAGGUGCGGCGCCCAUCAAUUUGGCUGGUACCACUGUGGUAUGUGGAAGCUGCCACAGUUCCCUCAUGCAGCAGUGGCAGAGUUUUCAACUCGCCGACGUCCCCGUCCUCCAGCGUCUCUACGUUGUCCCCCUUAAUCAGAACAGCCGUACUCCACAACUCGUCCCCCGGGAACAAAAACCUCCAGAGGCGGUGGAGCAGCCACAGAGACCAGAGGCCUCACGUGAAGCCUGUUAUCUGUGCGGUCAGGAGUGCAGAGGAGAAACCAAAGUGGCCUACGCACAGGCCGGCGUCGGCAAAUCCCGCGGUGUGAUGUAUUUUCCUUUCAUCAACUUGUUGCCCCGUCCACCCAACGCCCAGGAGCUGAGCAACGGUCGUGUAAACUGCUGUCCCCACUGUCAUCUCCUCCUGGAGGAGAUCUGGAGUGCCUACAGACUCAGCCUGAGUGAGGAGCUCAUCACGUCUGUCAGCCCCUUCCUGGUCAGGUACCACGCCACGGUGACCAGUGACGGGUCAGAACCGGGCCAUUCCCACCCGGGUGUGGUUUCCCGCUCUGGGACGUCCAUGUCGGUGUGCUACCUUUGUGGAUCGGAGUUGUUCGCUGGAGAGGAGCACCAGCUGCACGUCAACCCUCCGGGCCGCUGCGGGGAGAGGGAGCCUUUCUUCCCGUUUCUCACCGUUCACCCUCCUGCUCCUCGGGCCAAACCUGUGGAUGCUACGGGCCUGGUGUCGGCGUGUAACCUGUGCUACCACGACCUGCAUGCCCAGUGGGCCCUGCACGAGAGCAACGGCCAGAGCGUCUCCACGCCCUCUACCUCUACCGUACACGGGGUCAGCCCUCAGCUGCCCAGCUCUCCCUGGGCCCGGCAGUACAGCUGCGAGGCGUUCGUGUGCUUCUUCUGCAGGCAGGAGCAGCGGCGGCAGGGUAGGAUGUGCGCCGUGACCAUGGCCCGGCUGCCCGUGUUCCUGUACGCCCCUCGCAGCUCAGGCACGCUCUUGGUGGAUAACGGGAAGAGGCUUGUGAUUGGAUCGUGUGUGGAAUGUAAAGCCAUGGUGCAGGUGGGGCAGAGGAUGCAGCAGGAGAAGGAGAGACAAGGACAGGGAUCAUCAGACGAGGACAGGAGAGGACGGCGGUCGGCCUCACCGGGACCCAGACACAAGGCUGGUGCUGUGAGUGAGGGUCCGUCUGGAACCAGUAAAGAGGACGAAUCAGGUUCUGGAUCCUCCCAACCACCAGGGGACCACACCCCUCCUCGUCCCGUCAACACAGCCCUAGAAAAGACCGAAAACCCAGCGCCCGGCAUGAGCCAUGAGCCAAAGUCACCAUCAUUAGGAAUGAUCUCCACAGCGACCCGUACCACGGUGACGGUCAGCCCCCUCACCCCGUCACCCCUCAAUGGUUCUAUUGUAGCUAAUGGAAGCCCAGCUACCCAGUCUGCUCACUCUGGAUUUGCUGCAGCCCUACGUAAACUGGCAAAACAGGCCGAAGAACCCAGAGCAGCGUCCUCUAUCAGCAGUGAGUCCUCUCCAGUGUCCUCUCCGGCAACCAACCACAGCUCUCCAGUCAGUACGCCCAAGAGGGGCCCUCUUGGCCCAGCACCUGUCCUGGUUACCCCUGCUGGUCACAGUGUGCCAAACACUCCACCUGUAGUCACCAUUGCUCCAACAAAGACUAGCAACGGCCUGUGGAGGAACGAAGGACGCCAGGCUGACUCAGGGUCUCGUGGGGCCAGCAGGGAACGUCUGGGUGCUGAGGGCACCCUCCCCCAAGAAAAGGGUGGCCCCUCAGUCCCUGCACACCUCCUGGGAAACCCCUAUGCCUUUGGUCUCACCCCUGGUGCUGUCAUGCAGGAUUCACGUUUCCAGCCCCUCAAUCUGCCUCGACAGUUGACCAACGCAGUACCGCCUGGUCCAGUACCAGAAGAGUAUCUCCGUGGUUUCCGGCCCUACGCCACGGCUGAAGAUGCCCUCCGCAUGCCCUCUUUGCCCUUGGGUCUGGACCCCGCGACCGCAGCUGCCGCAGCUGCCUAUUAUCACCCCGGCUACCUGCCCCACCCAUCCUUCGCACCAUACAGGAUGGACGACCCAUUCUGCCUCUCUGCUUUGAGGUCACCUUUCUAUCCGCUGCCAGGAGGGGGAGCUUUACCCCCCAUCCACCCCUCUGCUGUUCACAUGCACCUACCGGGAGUUCGAUUCCCUGGAGAUUUCACUCACCCUUCACUGUCAGCGCUGCAGUCUGAGAGGCUCCAACUGGAGGACGAGCUGCGGCAGAGAGAGAGGGAGCGGGAGAGAGAACGUGAGCGAGAAAAGGAGAGGGAGCGAGAGGCGGAGAGGGAGAAGGAGCGGGAGAGGGAACGAGAACGGGAGCGAGAGAGGGAGCGGGAGAAGGAGCUGGAGAGGGAGCGAGAGAGGGAGCGUGAGAGAGAGCGGGAAAGAGAGAGGGAGAGGGAGAAGGAGAGAGAACGAGAAAAGGAGCUGGAGCGGCAGAAGGAGCGAGCGCUGAGGGAGAAGGAGCUCCUGGCCUCCAAGGCCAUGGAGAGCCACUACCUGGCAGAGCUCCACGCCAUCAGGGGGCAGGAAGACCGGACCAAGCCUGAGAGACUCACCCCCAAUCGGGCUGAUAAAACCAAAGAGCCAGCCCUCCCAGCUCCCAAACCAGUCCCCCCAGGACUCCACUCAUCCAUGGUCCCACCCCAUCAUCAAGUUCCAGGUUUGAUCUCGAGCCACGGUCUGUACCUGGGGCCCGGCUCCGUCGGAGCGGGGCUGCCCGGCGCACUGAACGCUCAGAGAACCCACGAGGAGGAGCGGUGGUUGGCUCGGCAGCGCAAGCUCCGACAGGAGAAGGAAGAUCGGCAGUACCAGGUGUCUGAGUUCCGUCAGCAGGUUCUGGAGCAGCACUUGGACCUGGGCAGACCUGCUGACGCACAAGACCACAGGACCGACUCACACAGAUCCAUACCUAAUCACCACGAACCAGGACCCCGCGACCACCACCCCCACUUAGGUGCCCCUCCACCCCUCAUCUCCCCCAAACCUCCGCAACCACCACGAGAACACCACGCCCCACCGCCCACCACACUGUGGAACCCGGCAUCCCUCAUCGAAACCACCUCAGAUUCCAGACGGAACCACGAGCCCUCAGGGAUGGGACACUAUGACCUCAGUCGGCUGCCCCCGGGGCUCUCUAAAUACGAUGACGGAGGCAGGAGGAGAGAGGGGACAGCGAUGGACAAGUACCCUCCUCUGAGGGGUCCUCAAGGCCUGACAGAGCCCGGCACGUUCCUUGCUGAUCUGGAGAAAUCUGCCCAGUCUUUUUUCAGCCAGCAGAGGUCAUCACUUCCCCUGGUCAGCCAGUAUGAACUGGAGGGGGCUGUGAAGAGCAACGCCGGACUCAAGAGUUUCCAGGGACACCCAGGACACAACAGACAGGGACAAGCACUAGGAAUAAUCGCUGCUCAAGCCGUGGGACAGGGGUCCACACUGGGAAUGGGCCCAGAAACAAUGCUGAUUUAUGACGAGGUCCUUCAGCAGCACCGGAGGCCUGUCAGCAAACUGGACCUGGAGGAGAAGAGGAGGAAGGAGGCCAGAGAAAAAGGUUACUACUAUGAGCUGGACGACUCGUAUGAUGAAAGUGAUGAGGAGGAGGUCAGAGCUCAUCUCAGGAGAGUAGCAGAGCAGCCUCCACUCAAACUGGACGACUCCACUGAGAAACUGGACUUUCUUGGAGUGGUAGGCCUGACUACCGUGGGGCGCCGGGAUGAGGUGGUGCAGCAGAAGAGAAGGAAGAGGAGGAGGAUGCUCAGGGAGCGUAGCCCCUCCCCACCUGCCCUGCAGUCCAAACGUACUCCGCCUCCUCAACUUAGCACGAGAUUCACCCCCGAGGACAUGGACCGAGCACCGGAGCUGGAGGACAAGAAGAGGUUCCUGACUAUGUUCAGACUGUCUCACGUCACUGUGCAGCAGAGAAAAGGGGGACAGGCACCCUAUUUUGGGAACCACCGACCUUCAUUCCUAAGAAUAAAAGAUAAUGAAAGGGUGGUGGAGCUGCUCCAGGCCAUUAAAGAGAAGAGUGUGACCCUGGACACUAUUAGACAUGCUCCUCAUCCUCUGUGUAAGAGCCCUUCAGCGCACAUCCACGAUUCUGCGUUCGCUCAGCCUCCCUCUGAAUCAGAGGACCACAGCAACAUCAGGCCACACAGCCCCCCCUCGCACAGCCCAGCGUCCCCCGGUGGACACCCAAAACCCCUGGGGGAAACAAUAAGACCAAAGGAACCCCCUUCUCCAGCUGUCUACCCAGACAAGGCCCGGGGGCCCAGCGAAGCUCCGAUCCCUAAGAGGAGCUCCAGUCUGCUGAACAGCUUUAGGCCUCCACUCCCUCUUCAGGCCAAGGAGGGUCAUCACAGCGUGAAUGGACGCACCAAACCUUGGGACAGCUUCACCCCGGAGGAGUUUGCUCAGCAGUUCCAUGAGUCUGUGCUGCAGUCCACUCAGAAGGCUCUGCAGAAACACAAAGGUACAUCCUCGGGGAUGUCGGAGUCGUCCCACCUCCCGGAGUCCUCGGUGCACUACAACAUUCCGGAGCUUCAGAACGCGCCGGGUCGACCUCCGCAGAUGCAGUCCCACUCCAACGCUCACCCGUUUCCUCACCCGCUCUCACAUGUACACCCUCAGCCCAACGGGCAGCACUUCUCGGCGCCGUCGCACCAAGAGGCUUCGGGCUCCAGAGACGACCUGUCUGGUCCAGAGGGAUCUGAGGAAGAGGACGAUGAGGACGAAGAGGAGGCUCCUCCACCCAAGUGGCGAGGCAUUGAAUCUAUUUUUGAAGCUUAUCAGGAAUAUGUUGAAGAGCAAAGUCUAGAGCGACAAGUGUUGAGAGACCAGUGUCGAAGACUAGAAGCUCAGAACUACAACCUUAGUCUGACUGCUGAGCAGCUGUCUCACAGCAUGGGGGAGCUGAUGUCCCAGAGACAAAAACUGGCCCUGGAACGAGAGAAGCUACAAGCAGAGCUCGAACACUUCAGGAAGUGUUUGACGCUGCCACAGACACACUGGCCAAGAGGCGGCCAUUACAAAGGUUACCCUCCCAGGUGACCCCAAUACACCCAACUGAAGAAACCCCCGGGCGCUGGCCACCUCCCUUCUAGACUUGACACCCAGAGUUUAUUUUUCACAGCCAUGUCCAGGCGGCCCCUCAGAGGAGAAGGUGGCGGGCGAGAGGAGAUGAAUGGGUGAGUGAAUGGGUGAGUGAAUGGGUAAAUGGGAGACAGGGAGAGAGGGAAGAGCAGGCAGUCUAUGGAUUGUGGUCAGCCAGGGGACUAUGCCACGAGCCACUAACGUGUGCCAACGUAGCCAAGACCAGUAGAGGGCAGCAGAACCUGAGCAUCAACACAAAGCUAUACACCUGCACCUGUUUCCCACUCUUCGUUCAGCCCCUGUUUCCCUCACUGCCACAACUACACAGACAAUCCUGCCAAUGAGAGCUAGCCUGCCCCCCCCCUCCCCCAGCAGGGGGCGACAUUCAAGAGAAUCUCCUAAUGAAGGCUUCAGUCGGGAGUGACAUUCACAGUGGCCACGUGAGCUUUUGAACUGAUAAUGCACUUAAGAAUUUAAAAAAAAAAAGCUGAAGAACUACCUGGUGGUACUGUGUUACAACAAAGAACUGUUCAAAUUAGGGAAGAACUUAGAAAAAUGCACAUUUUUUUGUGGAAAGAAUUAAGGAAAUGUUUUAUUUCGAAAUAGAAAAAUGGAGAAAUAAGAAUUUUUAAAAGGUGCUUCAGCCUUGUAUUGUAUAUAAUAUGAAGACUUAAAAUGAAUUUUUGUAUGUUUUUAUUACUUUAAUCAUGGUUCUUUUCAAAGAAAGCUUGCCAUUUUUAUAUGUUUAUGCUUUUUUGGGUUGGAAAAAAAAAAAAAGAAAAAGCCUUGCUUUUAGUGUUUGUAAGUGCUGCUGGCCAGAACAGUUCAUUCUGAGACAUUUGACAGAGUGAGGGAACACAGGAAACACUCCUCCUCCUCCUCAUUUUCCUCCUCCUUUUCCUGCUCCUUCUCGUCUUCUCACACUCUUCUCCUGACACUGAGCAGCUGAGUGUUGGCCUCAGAACCCAGCUCUUUGUAGAAAUGGUAAAUCCCCUCUGUUAUUUCACACCAACAUUUAUCCGUGUUUAUUUGGACUUUAACCACUCCUUCUGUCCGCUCCACUGCUGCUGGCAGAACAAAUUUAACAGCGUUAUCCAGCAGGAACCAUCAGUUGAUGUCACAUCACAAUUUUUCCACUUUAACAGCUUUUUCAAGACAUAGAAAUGAAAUCUGGUCCAUUAUGAACCUGUAUUUUACUUUGUAUGACAUUACAGUAUGUAGCAUUGGUUCCAAACACACAUUAUAUUAACUACAAAAUUAUUUUCACAGCAUAGUACCAGGAACUUUUAGUACCAUGAACCAUUUCUACCAACCCUUUGGUAUAUCUUUCAGUCAAACGUCUGUUAGGGACUGGUGCAUCAUCAUCAUCAAGGGGAAAAGGUCUAUGGGAAAACACCAUGGAUUUUUAAUUUAGAUAGAACUGUAUUGCAGUUAGGGUUAAGAACCUUCUGGAAAGUACCAUUGGCAAAUACAACCCUGUGGUACCUGUGCAUUAAAGCAUGGGUUUUACUCCUAAAAAUCAAUCAAAAGCUGAAAUUUGAUCAGAUUUCGAUAAGAAUGGUUGAUGGGUGUAGAUGAAUAAUACUUAAUAGUACCCAACACUUUUAGUGUCAAGAAGCACUUUCUUUAUACUAAAUGGUGUACGUCCUGCUUUAACACAAGUCCUACCUCCCAUGCACGGACUACCAACGGGGCUGAACAGCACAAAAGAGUAGACUGUUUUUGGACAAGAAAACAGUAUGGGUACUAUUACUAUGCUCUCUGCACAGUACCAGGAACCACGCUGAGGUACUACAUGGUUCCAACUUUACUACAGUAACCUUUGUUUUCAUGCAGUAAAAUCCAGGAUAGUUGUACCUGUUGACCAGAGACUAUCUUGGAAGGAAAAAACAUGUUCUGUCGCUUCCAUUUAUGUCGCACCUCUUUGAUAGAAAAGCACAUUGUUCCUGCUACUGUGAAAAGUCCCUGGUACUAGUGCCUGCUGAGAAAAAAAAAACAUUAUUUAUAUAUUUUUUGCCGUAUAAGAAAAAGCCCUUAAACGACAGUCAAAAGAAGACACAGUGCCAAAUAAAAUAAAAUAAACACAAAAGAAAUUGUAGCAUUAUGGAUUUGUUUUAUUUUGUUUUAAUUAUUAUUAAGCUGAGUUCCAAUUAGGUAGCCAAACUUCUAAAACCAAACGGCAUGUCGUCCAUUUCUGAACACCUUUGACAAAACAUUUCUUCAUUUGUAAAACCCUCGUCUUUCAAAGUUGCCAUACAUUCUAUAAAAUGUUAAAUCCAAAGUCAAUAGUCACUGAAAUCACUACCGUCCACUCUGCACUGAAAUUCUCUUAGUUUGAAACUAACUUUCCUACCAUUCACUCAGCCUUAUCACAGACUGUAGAGGCCAUUCACGGAGGGAUAACAAUCCCUUUAGUGAGUUGUUUUUGUUUUGUUUUUUAAUGUGCAAAAAGUUAAUUUUUAAAGACUGAAGCACAAAAACUUGCCCAAGCUUAAAUUUCUAUAAGUGCCUCAGGAUUUGGGAGCAUGUGAAUGAAUUUCAAUUUUCAUUCUCCACAUGACUUUUUUUUUUUUCUUAUAUUGACGUGUCAUCUGUUUGUCUCCUUUCAGAAAUGUGCAAGUGAAGAAUGAGUUCAAACUAAUUUCAUACAAGCAUCUAAAAGAAACAAACGGAGAAGAACCAAGAGCGCCACCUAUCAGUUAGUAAUGGAGCACACGAGCUCUGCCAAUCAACUGGGGAAAGAACGUGUAGUACAGUGAGUCCCUCAUUUCCCAGCAUCCCCUGUGUCUCCACUCACGCCCAGGCUUACAGUCACAUGAACUCAGUGGAGGAUGUCUAUCUAGAUGCUGUGAAAUCCUGUUUUUAACGAUGUACUUGUUUGGAUUCGUUGUAAUGUAAUAUAUUCUUUGUUGAAUGUAGUAAUUAGGUAUUUAUGAAUAUAUGGCUGUGAUUUCCAGACAAAAAAGAAAAUAAAAUAUUUGAAAAAGUUA